Messenger RNA from Iphiclides podalirius (scarce swallowtail), 1200 nucleotides. Lineage: Eukaryota; Metazoa; Arthropoda; Insecta; Lepidoptera; Papilionidae. The record is from the annotation of a GenBank genome assembly.
AUGCGGGUGCAGAACGAAGGCACCGGCAAGUCAUCAUGGUGGAUGAUCAACCCCGACGCUAAACCAGGCAAAUCGGUCAGGAGACGAGCGGCGUCUAUGGAGACGUCGAAGUUCGAAAAGAGAAGGGGUCGAGUUAAAAAGAAGACCGAAGCCCUAAGGAACGGUGUUACAGCAGAUGCCACUCCCAGUCCCAGUAGUUCUUUGUCGGAGAGCCUCGACAUGUUCCCAGAUUCACCUUUGCCCAGUGGUUUUCAGUUGUCGCCGGAGUACCGCCAGAGGGCGUCGUCGAACGCGUCGUCGAGCGGUCGCCAGUCACCAAGGCCGUCGCUGCUGCCAUCAGAGCCCGACUGGGUCACUGACUCAUACAAUCCCGCCGGUGACUUCAAUGACUUCGGGACGGCCGAUUUCCCAUCGACCAGCGAUUUCACACAAGUCGACUUUGCCCAAGAGGAACAGUUGGCCGGCUCGCUCGCGGACUCCAUGAAACUGCAAGGCGCCGAUCCUUUCCUUAAUACAUACGUACCUACCACGUCGUCGUCGGGCAACAGCUACCGCUACCCGUACGGCGCUUGCCCGCGCCACCCGCACGGCGCGUGCGGCUGCUCCCUCUACGCCCACCCCGCCCACCCCGCGCACCCGACGCACCCCCACCAGCACGCGCUCGACCACUUCGUGAGACCGCCGCCGCCCGCGGACCCAGCGGACAUCAUGCACACAGGAUCGUGGACGUGGUGGCGUAGCUCAAUCCAGAUUGGUGAUUGCGCCGGUGCUAUCAGACCAGUGUUAAUUGGUAAAGGUUGUGCAAGUACGAAGUCUUUCAGCGGCAUCCACACAGAGAAUAGCCAGACCCGAAUGGUGACGACGGACGCAGCGCUGAUGAAUGGGGGCAUGAUGGUGCAAACAGGCGCGAUGGGGCCAACCACGGUCAUGGGCCAGAUAAUGGGCGCUCUUAAUACGGGCCUAGCGGAGGAUUUGAACAUAGAGACUCUGGAGCACGGCUUCGAUUGCAACGUUGACGAGGUCAUAAAGCACGAGCUCAGCAUGGAGGGCACUCUGGACUUCAACUUUCCCCAGCAGCACAGCGCGAUGGCGGCCGAAGCGGAGAGCCAGUUCGCGGCUCCCGCCCCCCCUGUCCCCACCACCCUCUCCGGCGGGGGUGCCCCCCGCACCCCUUACUCGGCCGCCCCCUCUUGGGUCCAC